Myotis brandtii (Brandt's bat) is the source of this 2947-nucleotide messenger RNA. It is a transcript of the gene MSANTD4, whose product is annotated as Myb/SANT-like DNA-binding domain containing 4 with coiled-coils. The record is from RefSeq and is a predicted model, not a curated record. The transcript is spliced from 2 exons. Bases 277 to 1314 code for a protein of 345 amino acids. NCBI's taxonomy places the organism in Eukaryota, Metazoa, Chordata, Mammalia, Chiroptera, Vespertilionidae.
AGAUGGUACUGGCAGGGCAGAAGUAAAUGUAGGCAGUUUUGAGCCAUAUUAAGAGGGUUUAAAAAAAUGUAUAUAGCUGAUUGGAUUGAAGUACAUUGCAGAAGUUACAGGUUGAUUGAUUUUACUUUUUUUCCUCUAGGAAUUAUCCAGCCUGCCUUUGCUGCUAUGGAACAGAAACUGAUUUAAACGAAGUAUCUUGAUUUUUGUACGUUGUAGCAUUCCUAAAAUUCUAAUCCUAUCUUCUCUUACAUUAAAAACUUUAUUUAAGUUAGAAAUAUGAAGCAGUUGAAAAGGAAAAGGAAAAGCAAUUUUAGUGUUCAAGAAACUCAGACUCUUUUGAAAGAAAUUACAAAAAGGAAAGAAGUCAUUUUUUCCAAGCAACUCAACACAACAAUUAACGUGAUGAAGCGCAUGGCUUGGGAGGAGAUCGCACAGUGUGUGAAUGCCGUGGGAGAAGGAGAACAGAGGACAGGGACCGAAGUGAAAAGGAGGUACCUCGACUGGCGCGCACUUAUGAAGAGAAAGAGGAUGAAAGCGAACAUUAAGCUGGUUGGUUCUGGGUUUCCCCUUCCUUCAUCUGAUUUAGAUGACUCUCUUACUGAAGAGAUAGAUGAAAAGAUUGGAUUCCGAAACGAAGCAAAUUUUGAUUGGCAAAAUGUGGCAGAUUUCAGGGAUGCAGGUGGAUCCUUAACUGAGGUCAAAGUGGAAGAGGAAGAAAGAGAUCCCCAGAGUCCUGAGUUUGAGAUUGAGGAGGAGGAGGAAAUACUGUCAUCGGUCAUACCAGAUUCCCGGAGGGAAAAUGAACUUCCUGACUUCCCUCACAUCGAUGAGUUUUUUACUCUAAACUCAACACCAUCUAGAUCUGCCUAUGACGAGCCCCAUUUGCUUGUAAACAUAGAGAAACAGAAGCUGGAGUUGGAAAAGCGACGGCUGGAUAUCGAGGCUGAAAGACUGCAGGUCGAAAAGGAGCGCCUGCAGAUCGAGAAAGAGCGGCUGCGGCACUUAGACAUGGAGCACGAGCGGCUGCAGCUGGCGAAGGAGAGGCUGCAGAUCGAGAGAGAGAAGCUCAGGUUACAGAUAGUCAACUCGGAGAAACCGUCUUUGGAAAAUGAACUCGGUCAAGGAGAAAAGCCCGUACUUCAACCACAGGACAUAGAAACAGAGAAGUUAAAACUCGAGAGAGAACGCUUGCAACUGGAAAAAGAUAGGCUGCAGUUUUUGAAAUUUGAAUCGGAGAAGCUGCAGAUUGAAAAGGAGCGCUUACAAGUAGAGAAAGAGAGACUCCGAAUUCAGAAGGAAGGACACUUGCAGUGAUUUCUCUAGGUCUCCACUAGCAAGUGUUUGUAAACCGUAGGUUUUCUCUGUAUCAGGUGAUAUGAAAAUGGUCGCAGGAUUAGCUGUUUUUCCCCGUUUAAUGUCAGUGUUUCAAUAGGAAAAAGAUAGUUGUAUGUGGGUAACUGUAUGCUUAAUAGUGUAUUAUAUAAAAAUUACGUGCCCUCGCAUAGACAGCGUAGCAGGAGCUAUUGCGCUGCACUCUGUAAAGCAGUGACAUUGCAUAGUGUGUGUAAUCUGUGCACUGAGUUUACAGUCAUGUUUGCGUAAAAUUCUAGCUCAGUGAUUCUCAGCUGGGGAUGAUUUUUGCCCCCAGUGGAUGUUUGGCAGUUUUUGGUUGUCAGAACUGGGACGUCGGGCGUUGUGUUGGCCUGUCGUGGGUAGAGGCCAGGGAUGCCUACGUCUGGCAGUGCGCUCGAUAACCCGCCACAAAAAGAAUUGUCCAACAGAAAUGUCAGUAUUACUGAGGGGAGAAGCCCUAUCCCAGUCUGACUGCACCUCUGUGGCUUGUUUUAUAGUUUCAGAGUAUUAGACCUCAGAUAUUUGUGUGGGUAGUUACUUACAUGGCCAACAAACUUUACUAGUAACUAUGAAACAUAACUGUGUAGUAUAUAGCAUUUAGGAAGUGAUGAAAAGUAUAGAUAUUUUAUUUCCAUGUUUCCAUCUAUAAAUAACCCGAUUUCAGAAACAAUACAGGGAACAUCAGUGAUUGUCCAAAAUGAGUUACUUUGAAAAGCAGUUCAUUCAUCUAACUGUUGGUGCUUUAGAAGCAACACACACUUUUUAAGCUUUAGUUCCCUUUCUUCUUUGAAUCCAUUUCCAUUGUAAAAUUGUCAUUUCAACCAUGUACUGAAGUCUUAAAGUAAGUGAAUGGUUGAAGCUAGUAAAAAUGAUACCAAUGUAAAAACGAUACCAGUAGUCCACGAGCUUGAACUCAGUGAGUGGUUAUUUGACUUUUAAAAUAAAUAAUAGUUAUUUGGGUGUAGGGGUGGGAGAGAAUGUCCUCUGAAUCAUGAUGAUGAUGAUGAAGUAAUGAUAAUAGUAGCUGUGUGUUAUGAAUUAGGGAAGCACUGUCUGACCUAAACUGUAGAACAGUUUUUGAGGGUAGUACCUAAUAUUCCUUAAUUGAGGCUCAGAGAAGUCACACACUGAAUGAAGGGCUGAUCUCAUAUAUUGUAGUGUGUUUUGUCUUUGCUCCUUCCUGAGGAACAAAGUUUAUAUCUUCAGUCCCUUAAGUCUGGUAUUUGUUCUGAGACCAAGGGCUUUUGCUUAACCUGGUGAUUUGCUUUCAGCCCCCUGAAGUCCUUUUUCCACAAGCCAGGUGAUUCUAAUACACGCCAAAGUUGAGAAUCACUGCACGAGAUCACUUUGCAUUUUCUGAUUUCCAGGGCUGAUGUGUAGCUUUAAUAUAUAUAUCCCUUUUGUUGACAGAUAUUAUCUUGAUUCUGCGUUUGUUCCUUGUUAAUUUAAGAAUGUCUUGAAACCAUAUGUGAUAUCGGAGUAUGGGUACACAAGGAAAAAUAGACUUCUGCUUAGUUACCUUGACUUGACAUAGUGUUAUUUUUCUAUAACUGAAAUAAAUGCUUCUACUCUAGAAAUAAAAUUUGCCUAUACU